Molecule: messenger RNA, 790 nt
Organism: Stereum hirsutum FP-91666 SS1
Lineage: Eukaryota; Fungi; Basidiomycota; Agaricomycetes; Russulales; Stereaceae
Exons: 7
Coding region: 1-645 (214 amino acids)
Biological process (GO): tRNA metabolic process
Cellular component (GO): cytoplasm
Molecular function (GO): D-tyrosyl-tRNA(Tyr) deacylase activity
Source: RefSeq, a predicted model, not a curated record
AUGCGAGCCGUUGUUCAACGCGUUCUCAGUGCAUCGGUCACAGUCGAUGGUGAAACGAUUUCCCAUAUUUCUCGAGGACUGAUGGUUCUUGUGGGUAUCGGUACAGAUGAUACUGCUUCCGAUGCAGAGCUUCUGACCAAAAAGAUACUCUCGCUUCGAAUAUUCUCCGACCCAUCGGCCACUAACAUGUGGAAAGCAAGCGUGAAGGAUAUUGGCGGAGAGGUUCUCUGCGUCUCGCAGUUUACACUCAUGGCAUCCACGAGCAAAGGGAGUAAGCCUGAUUUCCAUCGUGCCAUGGGAUCCGAAUCUUCGAGUGAGCUAUAUUCAGUAUUUCUGGGCAAGAUGCGCGAGGCCUACACUCCAGACAAGAUAAAAGACGGAAAGUUUGGAGCUAUGAUGAACGUCUCACUUACAAACGAGGGCCCUGUGACCUUCACGCUCGAUACACGUAAAUUCGAGUAUGUCGACGCUCGUCCUGGUGCCACGAAAACUCAGGUUGGUGCCGACGGCCGCGCGAAGCAGAAGACGGCGAAGGGAAUGCGGGCUGGAGGAAACAUCGCGGCCAACUCCGUGCCAAAAGGGAGUACGGCUGUAACAUCUACUUCAAGCGUUGAGGUGCCACCGCAAGCUGAUGCGGAUGAGUAAACAGCUGCCGUCUAUAUUCUAGAUAUGUAGUCUUUGUCUCAGUUUCAGAAGGCCUUCCAUCAUACGAGGUCCCCCGAGUGUGUGCAAGGAACCCAGAACUCACUGCUACGUGAAGACCUCCGUUCGAGGUCGGUCAACGUUACUG